Molecule: messenger RNA, 787 nt
Organism: Pecten maximus
Lineage: Eukaryota; Metazoa; Mollusca; Bivalvia; Pectinida; Pectinidae
Product: 1,2-dihydroxy-3-keto-5-methylthiopentene dioxygenase-like
Exons: 4
Coding region: 90-629 (179 amino acids)
Molecular function (GO): acireductone dioxygenase [iron(II)-requiring] activity
Source: RefSeq, a predicted model, not a curated record
GAACAAAAUAUCUCUGUUCGCCAUUAUUGUGCUGCUUGACCGAUUAGCAGACAGCGACGUAAUACACGGCAUUACAAAAGAUAGCAAGCAUGGUGAAAGCAUGGUGUAUGGACGAUUCACAAGAGGAUCAACGCCUCCCUCAUAAGCGAGCUGGUGAUUCAGAUGUCAGCUUGGAACAACUGAAAGAUAUCGGAGUAGAAUACUUCAAUAUAAAUCCUCAGAACUUUGAGGAAAAUGAGACUCUGAAAAAAAUCAGGAAAGAUAGGAACUACACAUACAUGGACAGAAUUGAAUGCAGCAGAGAAAAGCUCCCUGACUAUGAAAACAAGAUCAAGGCCUUUUUUGAGGAACAUCUCCACAUUGAUGAGGAAAUCCGCUUUAUCCUGGAUGGAAGUGGAUAUUUUGAUGUCCGAGGAAAACAAGAUGAAUGGAUCCGCAUAUUCUUAGAGGCUGGUGACCUUAUCGUUCUGCCUGCUGGAAUAUACCAUCGUUUCACCCUGGACGAAAAAAAUCACAUUGUGGCAGUUCGCCUGUUUGUUGGGGAACCUGUAUGGACCCCAUACAACCGACCCCAGGAAGACAGGGACGUAAGGAAAGAAUAUGUGGCCAAGUACAUUACUGCCGCCUAAGGCUGUGAGCUGUCUGGGCUACUACAGAGGAGAGACAGAUUAUUAUACUCCACUAACAACACUAACAUUAUAUCCAAGAAAUUUGAAAAUUACCUACAUUACCUGAUUGAUAUUUUUUGAAAACAAUAUAUUAAUAGUACUCGCUAUCAUAUAUAUAU